AUGUCCAAUUUGUAUUCGCAUAGAGAACAACAGAAUAAUCAACGGUUUGACCAACUAGCGCAGACAUUACAUCAAUUCAGAACGGUGGUUAACGAUGAUAUACAUGGGUCAAUUCAACAAGAAAAUCUGACAUUAGAUAUGUUAAAUGAUAACUUUGGUCAAGUUUGGAUAAAAGUAAAGAGAACAAGUGGUGAUUUACGUAAUGUCAUGAAUCGAAAUGCAAGUCUUACAAGAAUUAUUGGCUUAAUACUCUUGAUAUUUGUUAUCAUAUGGAUGUUAACUAAAUUAAGAUAA
This is a messenger RNA of Hyphopichia burtonii NRRL Y-1933, 294 nucleotides long. RefSeq names its product Sft1p (gene SFT1). The coding region runs from base 1 to 294 and encodes 97 amino acids. The transcript has a single exon. The record is from RefSeq and is a predicted model, not a curated record. NCBI's taxonomy places the organism in Eukaryota, Fungi, Ascomycota, Pichiomycetes, Serinales, Debaryomycetaceae.